AUGGCUGUUGCCCUCGCAAACACACCGCGGUCAGUGGUCACCUACACAAGAUCAGUGUUCCAACAGAAGAAGAAUCUAAGAAAGACUUCCCCCUCCAGUCCUCGCAAAAGAAUGAAUCAAGACAAGAAGUUGGACAAGAGCAGUGUUCAAGCAAGAACCCCUGGAGGGUCAUCCGUGAAAUUAGGCAAUCAAGGAAGAACGAGCGAGGAUGACACCAAUGAAAAUCCAUUACAGGUUCUAUCCCAAAAUGAGGCUCUUCUGGUCCCAGGGUUCUUGGACACAGCCCGGGCCAGAGAGAAGGCCAUUGUUCCCAAGGUCAGCAACACACCCCAUGUGUUCACAGAGGAGUCUGAGAUCUCACAGCAGGUUAGUGACACCCCCAAGUUCUCAGAAAGUACCAUCCAUCCUAAACGUGGAGUUAGCCCCAAGCCCUCAGCAAAAACUACCCAACUGAAAGAGGGCGACACCUCGAAGCCCUCAGCCAAAGCUAAUAAUCCAAAACAGAAAAAUGUUUCUCAAACUUCAGGCCACUCCAUGCAGACCAAGCAGAGCAACAUGACCAAAUCCUUGGCAAAAACCACCCAUCCUAAACAGGGGACCACCCUCAAGCCUGAAGCAAGCAGCAGCCAUCACAAGGAGGCCAGCAUGCCCAAGUCGUCAGAGGACAAUAUCCAAUCCAAGGAGGAUAACAUCCCCAAGUCCUCACAGGACACAAUCUUGUCCAAAGAUGGUAAAAUCAACAAGCCCUUAAAUGUCAACAUCUGGCCCAAGGAAAGCGACAUCCCCAAGUCCUCACAGGACAGCAUCCUAUCCAAAGAUGUUAAAAUCCACAAGCCCUUAAAAGACAGCAUCUCACCCAAGGAGAGGAACAUCCCCAAAUCCUCACAGGACACCAUCCUAUCCAAAGAUGUUAAAAUCCACAAGCCCUUAAAAGACAGCAUCUCACCCAAGGAGAGAGACAUCCCCAAGUCCUCACAGGACACCAUCUUGUUCAAGGAGACAGACAUCCCCAAAUCCUCACAGGACACCAUCAUAUCCAAAGAUGUUAAAAUCCACAAGCCCUUAAAAGACAGCAUUUCACCCAAGGAGAGAGACAUCCCCAAAUCCUCACAGGACAAAAUCCUGUUCAAGGAGACAGACAUCCCCAAAUCCUCACAGGACACCAUCCUGUUCAAGGAGAGAAACAUCCCCAAAUCCUCACAGGACACCAUCAUAUCCAAAGAUGUUAAAAUUCACAAGCCCUUAAAAGACAGCAUUUCACCCAAGGAGAGAGACAUCCCCAAAUCCUCACAGGACACCAUCCUGUUCAAGGAGAGAGACAUCCCCAAAUCCUCACAGGACACUAUCCUAUCAAAAGAUGUUAAAAUCCACAAGCCUUUAAAAGGCAGCAUCUCACCCAAAGAGAGAGACAUCCCCAAAUCCUCACAGGACAAAAUCCUGUUCAAAGCCAGUGACAUCCUCAGGUCCUCACAGGACAGCAUCCUGUUGAAGGUGAGUGACAUCCCCAGGUCCUCACAGGACACUAUCCAGUUCAAGGAGGGAGAAAUCACCAAGUCCCCAGAAGACACCAUCACAUCCCAGGAAGACGACAUUAUCAAGUCCUUAGAAGACACAGGGCUACCCGACGAAAGCAACAUCUCAUACUUGGAAACGGAAAUAGAGCUUCCGGAGGAAGACAUGGUGAGAAUGAUCAUUGGCAAGGAGGAGUUUGAGGAGGUGCUUAAAGAGGCCGGGGAGAAGCUGGUGGCAGUGGACUUCUCAGCCUCUUGGUGUGGGCCUUGCAGAGCCAUCAGGCCGUAUUUCCAUUUCCUAUCUUUGAAACAUGAGGAUGUGGUGUUCCUGGAAGUAGAUGCCGAUGACUGCGUAGAACUGGUACAAGACCGUGAUGUCUUCACCCUCCCAACUUUCCAGUUUUACAAAAAAGAAGAAAAGGUGGCUGAAUUUUCUGGCGCCCUCAGGGAAAAACUGGAUGCAAACAUUGAAGAAUUAAAGUAA
This is a messenger RNA of Chionomys nivalis (European snow vole), 1995 nucleotides long. RefSeq names its product thioredoxin domain containing 2 (gene Txndc2). The record is from RefSeq and is a predicted model, not a curated record. The coding region runs from base 1 to 1995 and encodes 664 amino acids. The transcript is spliced from 3 exons. Lineage: Eukaryota; Metazoa; Chordata; Mammalia; Rodentia; Cricetidae.